Molecule: messenger RNA, 1737 nt
Organism: Daldinia caldariorum
Lineage: Eukaryota; Fungi; Ascomycota; Sordariomycetes; Xylariales; Hypoxylaceae
Product: bicyclomycin resistance protein
Exons: 2
Coding region: 1-1737 (578 amino acids)
Biological process (GO): transmembrane transport
Molecular function (GO): transmembrane transporter activity
Source: RefSeq, a predicted model, not a curated record
AUGGUGUCCAGUGCAGCAUCAACUGCUUCUGCAACGCACACGGAUGGAGACGAAUCUGGAGAGGUGGAGCUACAAUUGCAGCGAAAGAUAAGCCAGGCCGUAGACGAAGGACAUGACGCAGAUAUCCCGUCAAGCCAGGGUUUCGUGCUCAACGAACAAGAGGAGCUUCAACGACAGCGGUCAAUAGCCGAGCGGAGGCGGACCUCCUUCGCGAGCAAGAGGAGCAGAGCGGACCGUGAUGUCGAGAAAGCACAAGCACCUGGCGAUGCGGUACUGACAAGUAGCAACGACGGCGACGACAGCGAUAGCGACCCCAACGUUGUCUGGUGGGACGGACCCGACGACGUUGCGAACCCCUAUAAUUGGCCGACAUGGCGCAAAGUGUUAAACUGCGGGCUGAUAUCAGGCAUGACAUUUGUUUCUCCCCUUGCAUCAUCCAUAUUCGCGCCCGGUGUUCCUCAAGUGGUCGCGGAGUUCCAUUCGACAUCCUUGGAAAUCGCCGCAUUCGUAGUUUCGGUAUAUGUGUUGGGCUUCGCAGCAGGCCCCAUGUUAUUUGCACCGCUAUCUGAGAUCUACGGCCGAGUCAUCCUUUACCAUGUCGGCAACCUAGGAUUUAUAGCCUUCCAGGUCGGAUGUGCGCUGUCCCCAACGCUAAAUGCCCUGAUUGUCUUCCGCUUCUUUGCUGGUGUUUUCGGUUCCGUGGCGAUCACUAAUGGUGGCGGGACCAUUGCCGAUAUGAUCACUCAGGAGAGGCGAGGGGCAGCAAUGGCUGUUUUUAGCAUCGGCCCGCUUCUAGGUCCUAUUAUUGGACCUGUCGCUGGUGGCUUCCUUACUGCUGCUAAGGGUUGGAGGUGGUCUUUCUGGCUCCUAGCCAUCCUUGGCGGAUUUCUUUCUGUUGUCAUGGUAUUUUCUCUCAAGGAGAGUUAUGCUCCUGUAAUACUCGAGAGAAAGGCCGCCAAGUUGCGCAAGGAGACCGGAAACGAGUUGCUACGAUCCAAGCUCGAUGCCGGCUUGUCACCGAAAGACUACUUCAAGCGUGGUAUCAUUCGUCCCUUUAAGAUGUUAUUCCUUUCGCCGAUCAUCGCCAUCACGUCGCUCUACAUGGCUGUCACAUACGGUUAUCUAUAUCUGAUGUUUACUACCAUGACCGAGGUGUUCCAGGGAUAUUAUGGCUUCUCUACAAGCAUCGUAGGGUUAUCAUUCAUCGGACUUGGCGUGGGAAGUAUGAUGGGCAUCUUCCUUUUUAGCGCUACCUCAGACAGAUACAUUCAGAAGAAAGCUGCAGAAGCCGACGCAAAAUCCCAAGUAACUGGGGAACCUAAGGGUGGUAUGAAGCCAGAAUAUCGGUUACCGCUGCUUCCGCUAGGAGCGCUUUUAAUCCCCGUGGGUCUGUUUAUCUAUGGAUGGACAGCCGAGUAUAAGGUGCAUUGGAUUGUCCCUAUUAUCGGUACAAGUUUCGUUGGUAUCGGAAACAUAGUCGUCUUUAUGGGCAUCCAGCUAUACCUAGUCGACGCCUUUACUAUCUAUGCCGCCUCAGCCAUAGCGUGCAACACUAUUGUUCGGUCGUUAGCCGGUGCCGUACUCCCACUGGCUGGAUUACCGAUGUAUAGCAAACUCGGCAUCGGCUGGGGCAACAGCACACUGGGCUUUAUCGCUGUCGCACUGUUCCCCGUAUCAUUGGGUAUAAUCAAGUAUGGAGAGUGGCUCAGGAAAAGAUUUAUUAUCAAGAAUCUAUAG